UUGAGGCAACCCAGAGAAAAAAAAACAUUUCGCUCACGUUACAGUUUGUCCUUCGCCCACAAUCUGGGCGUCAGUUCAAUCUGUCGCCAUCCCUUCAUCCGCACAAAACAAAACAUUACUCGUUGACUACAGUACUCAUUUCUUGUAGUUCUUAAGAAAAGGAUUUCAAUUUUUUUUUGUGUAUCGUAGGUCACUAUGGAAAGAAUCGGGUCGCCCAUAAAAAGGACGCUUUCUCGGGGAGUGAGUGAGGACGAGUCACUUCGCAACAUAAUCAAAGAGGCGGAGAGUUCGGCCAGGCGUCUGACACGCAGUGAGAGCAGAGAGGGAACCCUCAAGAGGAGAAGUGGGAGUCAGCAGUCUGAGGAUCAGGAACUAAUGAUGGAACUCCCUGAGAUGCUUGAUCUGCAGGCGAGCUACGACGAUGUGUUGCAAGAGCUCCGUGGGCUGGAGCUGCAGCGGGAGACUGUGUUGUUCCAGGUGGACGUUCUGCACGACGCCCUGGAGGGGGCCGAGGAGAUGCUGGCCGAGGCUCAGAGAGAGGCCAGCCAUGCCACCAUGGAGUUGGAGCAAGAGAGAGAAGCCAAGAGGAAGUUGGAGGACAUGGUCAGCUCUCUGAUGCAGGAGGUGGAGAGGCUAAAAGAGGAGAGGAAGACCAUUCCAGCAGUACCAGUGUACACACUCGUCAAGGAGCAGGAGAGGGAGGAGGAGAUGGCUAGACAACAAGCACAAGAGAUGAAAAUAAAAAAAGAAACACAGGAACAAGUCAGUGAUGCAACAAGGGAUGAGGACAAUUCUACCAAAGAUGCGCCUCUCUCUAUUAUCCGAUUGGACAGUGAGAGCCCCGGGCCCAACAACGGACUACCAUUGGAGACCAGCGUUGGGGGGCUGCUCGCCGCCUCCUUCAAAAAGGAGAGGGGGGAGCAGCCCUCUGACAGUCCAAACCGGCCCCUUCCUCUCCACGUCGCCCGGCUGUGGUCCUCUGUGGACUCUGAGGACAUAGAAGAAGGGGCAGAGGACAGCUUGACCAAGUUCACUAAGAUGGUCAACAAGACCUUGGGACCAUUGAUGUUGGGUAGCCAGACCCCAGGGAACAGUCAGGAGGAGAACAGGCGUGGCAUCUUUCCAGAUAGGAACAACGACACAGACAGCAUCAGCGCCUACGAGGAUGCCUGCACUGACACGCCCGAGCUGGAUGAGGGAGACGGGCCAAGGCUGCCACAUGAGGAAGGAUCCCCGGUGGAUGAUAAUGAGGGAGAGCCAUCGAAUGGCAACGAUCCCAAGAACCCCAAAAACACCAAUGAUUCUUGCAUUCUGUCAUAAGAGCUACAGAACUGUUGUGGUACGAAAGGUCAAAUGUGCUCUCACUCUGUCUGCCCUCUUGAUAAUAUAAUAUAUGCCCUUUAGCUUUUAUCCAAAGCAACUUACUCAUGCGUGCAUACCUUUUUUUACAUCUUGAAAAAGGGUUAAAAAAAAAUCUGUUCUUGGAUCAGUGCGCUCAUACAAUCCAUCAACACUUUUUUUUAUAUGUAUAUAUUUUUUUAAAUGUACCUUUAUUUAUACAGGUUUUUCUCAUUGAGAUAACAUCUCUUUUCCAAGUGAGACCUGGUCCAAUAGCAGCAGGGGGAACAAUGUUUCAGACAAAACAACUUACUAACACAACAUUAAACAAAACUAUAAACCCACAUACAGUACAACAAAAACAUUUUACAUUAAAAACACAAAAUUCUUGACUAAAAACAGCUGGCCUAAAGACAAUUACACUCUUCUAUGAUAUAUACAUCGAUCAAGUGUUUAUAAAAGGGUAUUGUCAACAUUAGGAGUUGUCUUAGCGCAAUCCAGCACGGGGGAAUUCCAGUAAUGUCUACAGACGUCUUUCUCCCUCGGCAUGACUUGCAAGGUCGCACUUACGUGUUUAGUUUUCCUGCCGUUCGGCACAAAAGGCAAAUGACCUCCCUCUGUUUAUUAGUGACUGAUGAUCACUUAAGACUGUUUGCGUACACUGAACUAUCAGAUAUGUUUCAGGACACACCACAGACCUCUAGCAUUCUAAACAGUCAAAUUAUGUGAUUUAUAGAUCACAUACUGAUAGUGCUGAGCGAAUAACAAAAAUGUUUAAAGUACAAUUAUUUGAAUUCCAUUUCAUUCAGUUUUUUUUCUAUGAGCUUAAUGCGCAGUUUCUCUAGAGAUAAAUCCGAUCAAGCCGAACUGUGCGAUGUAGUAGGGAGUUGUAGUUUCCAACAGGCCAAUAUUCUACUUAGUUUUGCACAGAAAUGUGGUAAUUAACUACAAUGACCAUAAUCCAUUUUGCGCAUACUUGGCCAGUCUGUGUGGGGCAGACACAGACGGAGAGAAGAGACAGAAGAACGUGUGAUUGAGAGUGAUAGAGCAGUUGUUUCGCAAGGUAUCUCUAUCUGAAAAUACAUGAUCUAAGCGAUUGAUAGUUUGUAUUCAGCAGUCAUAAAAAUAUGCCUUGUUUACUUUGAAGAACUACUAAAAUAGUGAUUUUGUCAGACAGCAUAUACAGCAGCUCUAUAGAGAUGAGAUGAUGACAUGGAAUUAAAUAAUAAUAAUCUUGUAAAAUACACAACUGAAAUAUUUUAUUAAAGUCAUGUGAAUAAAUGAUGGUUAAUAAGUGAUAAGCAGUAAUGGGCAGUCACUGCCAUCAUGGGACUUUAUUCAUUGUUUUGUUCUGUGUUGCAGAAUUCAACCCACAUAGUGCAUUUAAUGUCUAAAGAAAUGAUCUAAACCAAAAUCGAAAACCGUGAUGAUUUUUUUUAUAAUCGAACCAAAACCAAACCGACCUCAAAAAGCACUAAUUGCUUAGCUCUACAUACUUUAGAGUUGUAAGACGAUAAUAGCUGUUUUUGUGCUCUUAUAAGAUCAGAUGCUGGCAAGAUUGUAAUCACAAUAGCAGGCAGCCAAGGAGCUAGCUACUAUACUACAGGGAAUGUUUUUAGGGAAUUUAUGGGUGUUAAACCAUCAUUGUCUCACGUCAACAUUUAUUUUAUCUAAGAAGUACUUGGUGCCUUUCCUGCCUCACCUUAAGACAUUUUAUAAAUAUGAAAGAUGAAUUUGAAAGAUUUAAUAUGAAUUUACUGAAUCUAAUCUAGCUUUAGUUAUUAUCAGACAUCCAUCAUUUGAAGUUAGUAUGAUACUAGCAUGAUUGACAAAGGGAACAAUCCAUUUAAUUGUAAAACUUUAAUGAUACCUGAUAAUAUUUUCUAUUUACACAUACAGUAACAGUACUGCAUGCUACUCAGUGCUUUUACGGUCAUGCUUGCAUGGUUGCAGUGAAACUACUGAAUUGGGAGAAACUUUACAUGUUAUCUUUUUGUAUCUGACAUUGCUGGACAAUAUAUCCUUUGUUUUUAUAAUUUUUCUACCCCUAACCAUUAACACAAGACCUGAUGAUAAUCUUUUGACUUGGAGUUGCUACCUAUACAUUUUCUUAUGGCCCAAAAUGAAUCCCAAAUGGCACCCUAUUCUCUUUGUAGUGCCUUAUAAAGGGAAUAUGGUGCCAUUUGGGACGCAUACUUUAUCAACAUUUCUGUCCAUAUUUUAAGCUAGCGAGGUCAAAUGGAAUUUAUCUGUUUUCCAAUCCUCACCUUUUGAAAUUGGCUAAGUUUCCAUGGCUACCUAGAAGUCUUUUUUACUGCGUGUGUAAUAUGAAUGUGAACUUGGGUGCAAAUCUUACACUGCCUUCAACACUAGGUUUUGUGUAUUGUUGGGGCUUUGUGUGUAUCUCAAGUCAGAAUGGAGCUCUUAGUGGAAGGGAUGUGAAGUUAGGAAUAAGAUUUAAAUAUGUUACUUUCUAACUUUGAUACUUGUGAUUUACAUGUUUACUACUUAUAUUCUGUUUCUGUUGCCUGAAUUUCUCUUUCUGCUGGAGAUAUACUGAACAAAAAUUUAAUCUCAGCAUGCAACAAUUUCAAAGAUUUUCCUGAGUUACAGUUCAUAUAAGGAAAUCAGUCAAUUGAAAUACAUUCAUUAAGCCCUAAUUUAUGGAUUUCACAUGACUGUGCAAGGGUGCAGCCAUGGGUGGGCAUAGGCCAACCUACUUGGCAGCCAGGCCCACCCACUGGGGAGCCAGGCCCAGCCAAUCAGAAUGUUUUUCCCCAUAAAAGGGCUUUAUUACAGACAGAAAUACUCCUUAGCUGAUGUGGAGGUCCUGGACUAGCGUGGUUACACGUGGUAUGCGGUUGUGAGGCCUGUUGGAUGUACUGCCAAAUUCUCUAAAACAACAUUAGAGGCAGCUUGUGGUAGAGAAAUUUAAGUUAUAUUCUCUGGCAACAGCUCUGGUGGACACUGAUGCAGUCAGCAUGCCAAUUGCACCCUCCCUCAAAACAAGACAUAUAUGGCAUUGUGUUGUGUGAUAUAACUGCACAUUUUAGAGUGGCCUUUUAUUGUCCCCAGCACAAGGUGCACCUGUGUGUAAUGAUCAUGCUGUUUAAUCAGCGAAUUGAUAUGCCACACCUGUCAAGUGGAUGGAUUAUCUUGGCAAAGGAGAAAUGCUCACUAACUGGGAUAUAAACAAAUUUGUGUACGACAUUUGAGAGAAAUAAACUUUUUGUGCGUAUGGAA
Messenger RNA from Salvelinus fontinalis (brook trout), 4581 nucleotides. Its product is annotated as unconventional myosin-XVIIIa-like. The coding region runs from base 196 to 1320 and encodes 374 amino acids. Lineage: Eukaryota; Metazoa; Chordata; Actinopteri; Salmoniformes; Salmonidae. The record is from RefSeq and is a predicted model, not a curated record. The transcript is spliced from 6 exons.